GACGGGGCAGGCGGGCGGCUGGCAGUGGUGGCACCGACAUGGCUGCGCUGGUGGAGCCUCUGGGGCUGGAGCGGGACGUGUCCCGGGCCGUGGAGCUCCUCGAGCGGCUCCAGCGCAGCGGGGAGCUGCCCCCGCAGAAGCUGCAGGCCCUCCAGCGAGUCCUGCAGAGCCGCUUCUGCUCCGCCAUCCGAGAGGUGUACGAGCAGCUGUAUGACACCCUGGACAUCACCGGCAGCGCUGAGAUCCGGGCCCAUGCCACAGCCAAGGCCACAGUGGCCGCCUUCACGGCCAGUGAGGGCCAUGCACAUCCCAGGGUAGUGGAGCUGCCCAAGACAGACGAGGGCCUGGGCUUCAACAUCAUGGGUGGCAAAGAGCAGAACUCGCCCAUCUACAUCUCCCGGGUCAUCCCAGGGGGCGUGGCUGACCGCCAUGGAGGCCUCAAGCGAGGGGACCAACUGCUGUCCGUGAACGGUGUGAGUGUUGAGGGUGAGCAGCACGAGAAGGCCGUGGAGCUGCUGAAGGCGGCCCAGGGCUCGGUGAAGCUGGUGGUGCGUUACACGCCUCGAGUGCUGGAGGAGAUGGAGGCCCGAUUUGAGAAGAUGCGCUCUGCCCGCCGGCGCCAGCAGCACCAGAGCUACUCGUCCUUGGAGUCUCGAGGCUGAAACCACAGAUCUGGACCCUCCCCUUCGCCCUCUCUCCUGUACAGUAUUUAUUGUCACUGGCUCCUUAUUUAAAGAUCUAUGACCCUCA
Lemur catta (Ring-tailed lemur) is the source of this 750-nucleotide messenger RNA. RefSeq names its product lin-7 homolog B, crumbs cell polarity complex component (gene LIN7B). Gene Ontology annotation, molecular function: L27 domain binding. Gene Ontology annotation, cellular component: cell-cell junction; synapse; basolateral plasma membrane. Gene Ontology annotation, biological process: protein localization to basolateral plasma membrane; maintenance of epithelial cell apical/basal polarity; neurotransmitter secretion. The record is from RefSeq and is a predicted model, not a curated record. NCBI's taxonomy places the organism in Eukaryota, Metazoa, Chordata, Mammalia, Primates, Lemuridae. Bases 39 to 662 code for a protein of 207 amino acids. The transcript has 6 exons.